UCCAUACCCUGGCACGUGACUUUAUUGAAACACGGCCGCCCGCCUUCUCAGUGUGUACGGCGGUAUCUCCCUCUCGGCGAUGCGCAUAUACUGUAGACACGGAAUAAAGAAGUGUCAAUCUAAAUCCCGUACUGCAGAUGGCCGAUGACCCUGCCGACCUCUUGGCCAGACUCAACGCUCUCCGUCCAACAACCGUCUCACUCGAUCACUCACGACCCAACCUCUCUAUCCCCGGCACCCUGCAGACCCCCGAUACACUCCUUUCCGACCGUCUCCGCGCGCUCCGCAAUGGUGGUGGCGGUGACGCCAAAAGCAGCUCUUCUGGGUCGCACCUUCCCUUAACCUUCGGUGUUCUAUCCAACGCUAGCGCACAGACGGAAUCUGCCAUCUCCAGUCUCGACUCGCCGAUUGUGGAGAUCGAUGGCAGAGCUGACAGGAAGCUGGCGCGCGAAGCUCUAGAUUUUGCACGGGGGGUAUCACAUGAUGUUCCCGUAAGCAAGUCUGAUGGGCGGCCAUCACGGGAAGGUUCGAAGGUGCCAACUCCCGAAGAUGUGAUUAGACGUCUGCGUGAAGAAGCUGCCGAUAGCCUAUCGGAUUCAGAUAAACUGCUCAAGUCGGAAGGCAAACACAAAAUCCCCAAGAAUGCGGGGUCCCGAGACUCAGAUGCAAGGGACUCACCAGCUGGUGAGUCAGACGCAGAGAAAUUCGAUGACGAAGCAGAAGCACGGGAAGCAGAAGAGAUCCUUGCACGCCUCCUCGACGAAGCACAUCUCGAAGAAAGGGACGAAGCAGCCAACCAACCACAAGCACAACCACCACCCCCCCCAGACCCAACACCCACCACCCACCCGCUCACCCUCCCCUCCACCCCCUCAACCCCCUCCACCCCCUCCACCCUCCUCCCCCCCCCGGAUCCCGAAGCCCUCGCCUUCACCAACGCAGCCCGCAUGGCCGCCCUCCAAAACCCCACCACAACAGACGCCCUAGGCAUGCCCUCCGCCCCAUCCACCGCCCCUGUCUCCUCGCCCCGCGGCCCCCCUCGGAAACCUGCACCGGAACCCGCUACUGCAUGCGUGAUAUGCUAUGAUCACGCUACUGUGCUGUGUCGCGGCUGCCAGGACAAUUUUGGGGACGCGGAGGAGGCGCUGUAUUGUGUGAGGUGCUGGAGGGAGGGGCAUCUGGGGGCGGAUGCGGGGGUGGAGGAGAGGACUCAUGGGUGGGUUAGGUUUAAGAGGCCUACAUGAGGUGGGUAUUGCCAUGGUUGGGUUGAU
Pseudogymnoascus destructans is the source of this 1271-nucleotide messenger RNA. RefSeq lists its product as uncharacterized. The record is from RefSeq and is a predicted model, not a curated record. NCBI's taxonomy places the organism in Eukaryota, Fungi, Ascomycota, Leotiomycetes, Thelebolales, Thelebolaceae. The transcript is spliced from 2 exons. The coding region runs from base 138 to 1244 and encodes 368 amino acids.